Molecule: messenger RNA, 1029 nt
Organism: Colletotrichum abscissum
Lineage: Eukaryota; Fungi; Ascomycota; Sordariomycetes; Glomerellales; Glomerellaceae
Product: methyltransferase domain-containing protein
Exons: 8
Coding region: 1-1029 (342 amino acids)
Source: RefSeq, a predicted model, not a curated record
AUGGCUCAUGACAAUAACGCCGCGGUGCUUGACGUGGACGAUGAUGAUGUUCGUUCAGAAGUGGGAAGUAGCGUAGCCUCAUCAAGCACCAGUCUCCGCAAUUCUCUUCUUGAUUACCGUCUUGAAAACGGCAGGACAUAUCACCGAUACAAAGAUGGCAAAUACAAUCUUCCCAAUGACGAGCGAGAAUUGGACAGGCUAGAUUUGCAGCACCAUUUGUGGCUUCUUGCGCUCGAUGAUAGACUUGGAGUCGCCCCGCCUUGUAGAGAAGGCACCAAAGUCGGUCGGGUACUCGAUGUUGGAACUGGAUCUGGCAUUUGGGCCCUCAAUUUUGCUGACGAGCACCCUGAAGCUGAAGUGUACGGCAUUGAUCUUUCGCUGACUCUUCCUGGCUACAAUCUGGAGCCUGGUGGAUGGAUUGAGCUACAGGAGUUCGAUCUCUAUCCACGAUCAGACGACGGAACUCUCACGCACGAGCACUCGCUAAUUAAGUGGUGUGACCUCCUCCUUGAGGCAUCGGAGAAGCUCGGUCGCCCCUAUGUUGAAGUUCCGCCAUUGAAGGAUCUCCUCACAGAGGUAGGCUUCGUGGACGUGUCAUUGGAUCUAUACAAGUGGCCCACCAACACUUGGCCGAAAGAUGAGAAGUACAAAGAAAUCGGCUCCUGGCACGGCGAGAAUGUCUUUAGCGGCCUCGAGGGCUUCACGAUGGCGGCUUUGACGCGUGCCCUGGAUUGGUCGCGGGAUGAAGUCAACGUCUUCCUCAUUGAUGUACGCAACAACAUCAAGGAUAGAACCAUCCACGCAUGGUGGCUGGCAUACUUCAUCAUCGGUCGUAAGCCAGAGAAGGUGGACAGCCCGGCUCCCCCGGCUCCCCCGUCCCCUGAAGCCGCUGCCUCCCCUGCGGCCCAGACUCCGGCACCGGCUGAGACUCCAUCUUCCCCUCCGGCUGCAGCUUCGGCUCCAGCUGGGAGCACAGCUUCCGCUACGAGCCCAGCUCCGGCCCAGAGCCAUACGCCGGCUGCGUCUUGA